CAUUUCGGUAUUACGUAUUGAAUGAUCGGACUACCUCCACGGUUGCAUGUUACCAUCCUGCUCUGAUGAGACAAUUCAGUACACUUGCCGUCAGCAAGGUCCGCUUCUUUCUUCGUCUCCUCCCAAGUCACAAUGCCCUUAGCUCAAUCUGAUCUCUUUAUCACCGUGCUAUUCUUGCACCCGUACUCUAAGUCAAGAUAUCAAUUUCAGCAAUCAUCACCACAUGUACAGCUUGAUACUUGAAUAUUGCAUUGUUCAUUCGCAGCUUCAAAAACUUGAAUAUUACCGGAACAUUGUAACGAAACUGCAUAUAGGUAGAGAAAAAUUACCCUCAACAACAUGUACACACGAGAACUAAGUGCCGCCCGUCAUAGUAUAAGCUUGAGUUCGCCCAAGCCCCUCAUUGUCUUGCAGGACGAAGCAUUGGUAGCAAGCGCGAUGACACUAGUUGGUCAGAUCAAUGUAAGACCAGUGCUCGCGCUGCGUACCCUUGCCAUCAAUCUUAGCCGUCGAGUAGCUAGCCGCCGUCCAGGAAGUACCGCUAGAAACGUACCUAAUCCAUGCGUGGCGCGGAGUAUCAAGAGCGACUUACGGCCAGCAAGGGUGUUGUUGUACAUAGAUCUGCCGCAGUCGUAUCCGCAUCUACAGAUCAACUCUGACACUGGGUCGUCCAAUGGAGAACUAAACAAAGCCGGGGGCUCUUCAAGCGCACAUGACGGCGUCUCUGAACAUAGUUCAGAGACGCACGCUUGUUCGUUCGAGGUUUCACGCAUCUCGAAAGGGUCGAGUCGUAGAACAGAGCACUCCGGCUCAUGCCCGUAGACUGUCGCGUGCAACACCCUUCGAAACCAGACUGGUCAUCAGCCUGCGCCAUAGGAAUCUCGAAUCGAGCCUCGAAACGAGCUUCUUCCCACCCUCUGCUCUUCUGCGAAAGGU
Didymella exigua CBS 183.55 is the source of this 936-nucleotide messenger RNA. RefSeq lists its product as uncharacterized. Bases 340 to 822 code for a protein of 160 amino acids. NCBI's taxonomy places the organism in Eukaryota, Fungi, Ascomycota, Dothideomycetes, Pleosporales, Didymellaceae. The record is from RefSeq and is a predicted model, not a curated record. The transcript has a single exon.